Messenger RNA from Scleropages formosus (Asian bonytongue), 994 nucleotides. It is a transcript of the gene cklf, whose product is annotated as chemokine like factor. Bases 565 to 981 code for a protein of 138 amino acids. The transcript is spliced from 4 exons. Gene Ontology annotation, cellular component: membrane. The record is from RefSeq and is a predicted model, not a curated record. Lineage: Eukaryota; Metazoa; Chordata; Actinopteri; Osteoglossiformes; Osteoglossidae.
AUUUACAGUGUUGCUGUCAUUCCUCUUUCUGAAAAUGGAGAACCAUGUGGGUGACAGUGCUGCGCUCAGUAAUAUGCGCUGUAAAAUAAAUAUAAAACAAAGAUCCAAAGAACACGAACGUGGUGACAAAAAUCAAGAAAUCAAGAUUUGCUGUCAAACUAAAGUUUAGUUUCUAUUCCAGCCUGUGCUUUGUUGAUGGCAUUUCUUUGUAGGGUCGAAAUAAAGCUUCAUACAGACAAUUACAGGCAUACUGCACAAAAUUAAUCAAGCAAAUGUUUUACCUCUAUAUUUACUUAUACUACGUAUAAACAUGUCAAAUAUACCUUUGGUUAUUUUUAGGUGUUUUUUCUAUUUUAUUAUCCACAAACGCCAUUAUGGAGCACAGAACUAUCUAGUAGCUCUGCAGAUGCACUCAAGCUCGAACUUAUCGCACUGAUAUUCAUUUCCUGACAAAGGAAAUUGUAAAAUCAGGAAGUACAGCUCACUGCGACUUUCCUGUUACAUUAAAAUUUUCAAAAGAGAACAAUCCUCGCUGACAAAAACAUGAACAUAUGAUCAGCCACCAUGGAAAUUGAUACCGCUUUCCUGAAGUCCAUCAGAGGUAUCCUAAAAAUAGGCGAGAUGGCGACUGUUUUCGUAGCGUUUGUGUGCUUCACGGCUGCUGCCGACCCACCCUACAUAGCAGCCACAUGUAUGGAGUUCUCCAUCACCCUGGGCCUCCUCCUGCUCUAUGUGCUGAAGAUCAACAAGAUGAUCACUUUUUUCUUCUGGCCCCUAGUAGAUGUUUUCAACUCCGUUGUUGCUGCCAUUUUCAUGUUCGUCCUGAGCCUGAUAGCCGUCAGCACGUACUCGGCCAAAGGAACUCUGGGAGGAGGGAUUGUGGGCCUCAUGGCAGUCGGCCUUUGGGGGGCGGAUGCUUUCCUGCUCUUCAGGAAGAUCACAUUCAACCAGCCAAGGACCAUGUCGACCGUGCCGAAGUGAACGGAUGGGCCGA